Molecule: messenger RNA, 2410 nt
Organism: Dermacentor albipictus
Lineage: Eukaryota; Metazoa; Arthropoda; Arachnida; Ixodida; Ixodidae
Source: RefSeq, a predicted model, not a curated record
GCCACUGUGCGGUGGCCACGAGAAACGAUUUGGCAGGCGUCGCUCUCGCCGCGACAGACAGCCGCCGCACGCGAGACACGUGUGCAAGCAAGCAGCGUGUGAGUGAAAACCGCAACAACGUGUGCGCACAGUUUGUCGCCGUCCGCUAGCCAUGGAGCCCGCUGGUGACUGCUUUGUACCUGGAGGUUUCUUCAGCGUGACGAACGGCUGGAAAAAGCGCUUCGGUAACGUCAAAAUACCCACGGAAGCGCAGCUCGAAAAACACAUGGUGUCGAGCGGAGCGCGCUUCGCGCGACAGCAAAUGAAAGGAACGAUGUUCCAAGAAGAAGGAUACGUGCGCAACGUCAUGUACAACGACGUGUCAGCAGAAUCCACGUGCGGACUUUUGCGUAGUAUCUGCCUACCGUCAAUGAAAGGCGGCUAUUACAUCGUGCACGCCGCGAUUUCCAAGGCGUCGGGCUCCAUCCUGGCUGGUCAUUGCCUCUGCCCCGCAGGCCUGAGCGGCACAUGCCAACAUUUUGUUGGGUUAAUCCUUCAUGCCAUUCACUUGGCGCAAAAGGAUGCGGCAACGUGCACGGAAGUUCCAUGUGCUUGGAUUGUUCCUGCCCAAGUCAAAAAGCAUGAGCCACCUCUGCCUCUGCAAGACAUCACUUUUCACACAAGGAAACAUGAAGGUGCGAAAAGGCGGCGGUUUGAUCCACUGCCAGGGCUCUCACCGAGUGACCCAUCUCUGCUUGCUGCCGAUCUCGAAAAGGUGGCAGCAAACUGCCUGCUUCUCCAUUAUAUGAGCAAAGAAAACUCAGGAGAAUCACUUGAUGAACACAGUCCCAGUGAAGUGGCACCAGAAGCUUCAGACACUCCACUGGUCCCAGACAUUGAAGACAUCCACAGUGAGACCUGUCAAAGACUCAUACAAGAGAGGUUUGAUGCUAUACAGGCCCUCUCGGUGGACAGCAGAGCAGUUCUCGAGUCAACGAUUGGACAGGCCGCAAAUCCAACCUGGCACAUGGAGCGGAUUGGUCGGCUAACUGCCUCAAUGUUUAAAAGAAUUGUGUGGUGUUUGUGUAGCUCUGCGAACAUUAGUUGCAUGUUUUGUGCUAACUGUUGCAGCGUUAACGAAUGAGUGCUGGAGGCGGUACUUUGUUGCAGUGAUGUUUGUGGUGGUGAUUUGGAAGUGUGGUCCGCAAUUUGUAUGGGUUGCUGUGAUGUGCUGUUGUUUGCCGUGUGCUUAAAAGCUUCAAACUCGGCUCGUAGCUCGGCUAAACUGUUUCGAAGUAUUUUGUUUUCUAUGGCAAAAUGAAAAGAAAUAGCAUGGCCUAAGCAAAUUGUGUAGCAUUGGUGAUAACUAUAGCCGUUACGUCUAUAGACAUAACAAAAUAAAUGUGCAGUGUACAUGGAAGAUAACUGAAAAAGCAGUAUCAUUUAUUUAGAGAUGGAAAAUACAAAUUUCCUCAGAAGGUAGCACAGUAGACAGCGUCGUCGUAAGUACACGUGAUAUAGUAUGAGAGUACACUGUUGUUACACAGUCUGGUCUCUUCUGGUCAUAAGCAUGGUAAAGGAGGCUCAUUUGAAGUAGAGAUGUGCGAGCUGGCUACUUGUUCUCAUUAUUGAUUGAAAUGAUUGGCUGUAGAAAAUUGCACAAAAAGGCGCAAGUCCUAAAAAUGCUGUCAAUAAUGUCGAGCAUGUUGAUUGGCAGUGGUUUGUCUAAAAAAUGAAAUUCUUUGAUACGUCUUAUGACUCGCUCAACAUGGAUCCUAGCGCCAGCUAUUUUUCGGGUGGCAAUCACGUCACUAGCUGACAAUUGGUUCCCCAUUUUAAAUGGUGGCAUGUGGAUUUGAAUAGAUGGUGGAAAAACGCCCUCCAACCUAAAGCCUUUGUCGACCAUCACACCGUCCCCCGCAUCUAAUAAACCCAGUAGGCCCGAUUUUUCGACAACUUCGCUAUCACUAACAUGCCCACCCCACAAAUCUGGCACAAAUGAAACGUAGCCAUCUGGUGUUACCCCAACAAGUGCUUUGAACGUGUUAUAAUGCUUGUACGAGGAGAAAGUAUGCCUCUGUGCCUGUAGUUUUGAAGGUCUUUGGAUUCUCACCUCUGUGCAAUCAAGGAUGACUCUAGUGUUUGAGAAGUCACUGAAUGCCAUUGGCAUGUGCCUUUUGAUCUCUGCUAAUGUGGGAAACCUUGUCAAUGCUGAGAGCUCUUUAUCGAGAAAAAUUACCCAUGUACAAAAGAUGCGACUAAGGCAUGACUGAGAAAUUCCAAAGAUUCGAGCCACUUCCUUGGCACAAACACCAGUCCUGAGCCUAUACAGCACCAUGAAAAGUUCUUCGCGCUUGGAGAGCUGUCUUUCCUUUGCUUGUGUUUUUCCUCCAUCCCAAUAAACCAUGCGUUCUGCAUUUUUUUCAAUGUG